AUGGAGGGCGUCCGGGUGGAGCACGAGGGGCCGACGGAUGCCUGUGCUGGUGCUGAGAACCUUGCCACAGGCGCCUUCGCGCCAUCGCAGUAUGCCGUGGCCAGCAGCUGUGAGGACAGGGAGGGCGACUGCUGCAGCAGCGAAGAGAGCGGCCACGGUGCGGGGCUUGGUACGGGAGACGCGGACGGGGCCACGGACUGCUCUGCCAGCCCCGUCACCUCUUCGGAGCCCAGCCGCGACGUCCUGGAGUACCUGGUCCGCUACGAUGCGGCGGUGCUAAGCGGCGGAGGCAGCGACCCACCGUGCGAGGGGAGGGCCGCAGUUGCCGUGCGCGGCGAUGCCGUUGUGGGGGCCACCUGGUGGUGUGCGCGGGCGCGCGUGGCUUGCGCUUGGCUCGGCGCUCCCGACGCCGAGUCGCCCCUGCACGACGAGGGUGCCGCAGGAGCGAGGGACCAGGAUUUGGACGAUCAGCAGGGGGAGCCGCGCGGGAGGCGCCCCGAGCGGGCUUUCCUGCUGGGGCCGCGGCGUUCGAGAGCCUGCCGGCGCGAUUCGCGCAGCUAG
Prorocentrum cordatum is the source of this 561-nucleotide messenger RNA. Lineage: Eukaryota; Dinophyceae; Prorocentrales; Prorocentraceae. The record is from the annotation of a GenBank genome assembly.